Molecule: messenger RNA, 4701 nt
Organism: Ostreococcus tauri
Lineage: Eukaryota; Viridiplantae; Chlorophyta; Mamiellophyceae; Mamiellales; Bathycoccaceae
Product: RAVE complex protein Rav1 C-terminal
Exons: 1
Coding region: 1-4701 (1566 amino acids)
Biological process (GO): vacuolar acidification
Cellular component (GO): RAVE complex
Molecular function (GO): protein binding
Source: RefSeq, a predicted model, not a curated record
AUGGCGCGUGGGAGGGGUGGAGCGACGCUCGCGGGCGGCGGGCGGCGGACGGCGGGACGGGACGCGCGCGCGACGGCGCUGUCGUUCACGAACGAUGGUGAGGGGUUAGCGAUCGCGUACGAUAACGGUGAGGUGGUGGUGGUCGAUGCGAGCGAUGGGAGUGAGAUAUGGGCGCGAGAGGUUGGGCGGGACGGACGCGCGGCGGCGAGCGCGCGGGCGAGCGCGGGCGAAGACGUUUCGCGCGGCGACGUGGCGGUGACGUACGAUGACGAGCGCUUCGUGUACGUCGUGCCCAGGGACGCGAACGAAGUCAUAAGUGCGCUGAGGCAUCCGGCUCGCGUGGAGUCCAUGAGCUGGCGACGGCAGAGUUUGGCGACGCUGUGUCGCGACGGCGCGAUUCGACUGUGGCUGCGCGCGGAGAGGGGGCAGGGCUCGGCGCAGCUUGCGUGCACGAUUCAGACUCCGUACGGUGGAUUGAACCCAUUGGUGUCGUUUGAUUGGCUGGAGACGAGCGAAAUAAGCGACGUGAUGUAUGAUCACGCCAUAAUUGGUUUGGAUGGAGCGUGCGGCGUCCACGUGUGGACGAUUUCUGAUGCCAAUACGUCGCAUCCACUCUGCGCGCGGCGACCGGUGGUGGCGCAUCGCGGCUCGAUGAGUCUAGAGAGGAAAACCAUGACGGCGAGUUUCGAUGACAAAGUCGUCAUCAGGGGAAGUUUGACGCAGUCGAAGGAUGACAUUUGCAUCGCCAUAGCGUCACGUAAUUUCGGAAUUGUCGUUGCACGAGUCGAUUCAAAUCGACCGAAUAUUUUGGAACAACUACACAACGUGGCGCUGCGCGGACACGCCUCAAACAUCGUUGACAUGCGGGUACACUCGCAGAAUGAAGAGUUAGUGACCAUCGACGCGUCCGGGGUACGAAAUGUGUGGAGAAGAGACCAGACGGGGGCAUUGAGUGUCUCUGAUGAAGCCGGUGAAGUGCCCAAGCGGGCACCACGAGACGAUAUCAGAGUGAAGCAGGCGUGCUCUGCUGUUGGUGCAAUUGACGGAGAACUAUCCGACGACGGACGCAAGCUUGCGUUUAUCGAUGACGCAGGUGGCUGCGCGGUCGGUGUCAUUCUCAGUGAAAUCGACGUGGUGAUUGAACGUUUAGAAGUGGCGAACAACAACCCGGCAGUGAAACGAUUUUUCAGAUGGUUCGACGUUGGAUGCGGUAUUCACGCGUUGGCUGUCGCGAUAAACACCGAAAUCAGCGUGUACGCGCCGUCGACGACUGUAUCAGCGUCGAAGGGUGCUUCGUGGAGAUGCGUAGCGCGCGUGGCUGUCGCCGGAGAUGUGGUCUCCGCUAUGGAGUGGAGUCGCCUCGGCGACGCAAUUUACGUGGCUACGGAGCGAUCGAUUCAUAUCGUCACGUGUGACGGAGGGUUGGCGAAGUGUGUCGUAGAGGAAUCGCGGUCUUUACCGUCGUAUCAUCCGUGCGUACUGCUUGAUUGGCUUGAGGACGGCAGAGCCGCUCGCGUGAGGAAAUCCUUGCGAGCUGUCGUCGCUUACCUCAAAGCUGGUGAUUUCUCUACACCAUGCCCUUCGAUGCUCCCUAGAGAUAUUAUUGCUACCAAUGAGUCCACGAGCGAGACGGUUGAUCAAGCCCCAGAUUCAACUCGAGCACCCGCACCGGUGUCAGUUCCUGAGUUUGACAUGUCAGCGUUUGGCUCUUUUGGUGGUGUAUCUACGACACCGACGGCAACCUUUGCGUUCGGCUCCGAUGCUGAAUCCACGCCAAUGAUGGGACUUUCGACGACGUCGCCUUCACCUCAUACGAAGAGGAGCGUUUGUGAUAUCUUCACGCAAGAGGAGGCCGAAAUUGCAACAGAGUUGGUGAGUGCUCACGCAAACACAUUGCAGCUCGCGCCCACUGAGAGUGUGCGACUGCUGGGUGUCAUCGACGCAGUUCGUGCGCUCGAUAGUCGCGUGCAUGUCCAGCUGGAUGAAGCUGCGCGAAGGUUUGCGACGAUCUGGCACACGCGUCGCUUGCGGCGAUCAACCGACAACGAAAAUCCGUGCGGUGAAGAGCUUUGUUGGGCAAUUCAGAGUGCCACGACCACCGAAGUCUUGGACGAUCUUACGAAUGACGAAUGCGGUGUCAAGGCGGAUUGGCGAAUAAUUAAGCGGCUCGGAGUACCGAUUUGGCUGCGUAAAGAUGAAGAUCUGCGGGUGAUGAUUGAAAAAUGCGCCAAGGAAGAGUUUUCGAGAACAAAGAAUGCGGACGACUGCGCACUCUUCUUUGUCCUCGUCGAUCGUGUCAAGGUGCUCGCAGGUUUGUAUAAGGCGACACAAAAUAUUCGUCUGUAUGAGUUCAUGUCCCGAGAUUUCAGCGAGCAACGUCACCGUGAAGCUGCGUUGAAAAAUGGGUACGCUCUGCUUUCCAAACACCGAUACGAGUUUGCGGCAGCGUUUUUCAUCCUCGGCGGUCAACCGCUCGAUGCGGCGUCAAUUGUUUGGAAGCACAAACGCGACUUGUCACUCACACUCACCAUUGCUCGACUCACCGGACUCGGUGACGACGAGGCGCCGAGAGUCGGCCGCUUCCGAACGGAGGUGGCAUCAAUGCUCAAGAACGACGUGGUGCCCGCGAUGUCAGAUUCUUGGACUCUCAUGGCCUUGCACUGGCUGAUAGGUGAAACAGAUGAUUUUAUCGCAACGGCGGCAUCGUUGGUCGAAACGCACGAUCAUAAAGCAGGAGAUUACGUGAAAUUCAUCUCCACCUCCCGUGAUUGUGACUCGAAUGUAGUCUCGAGAGCGCAGAGCAUGGUGAAUCGCGCCUCAGCAAAGUUGGCACAUGCGCUCGAGUCAUUGGGUGCUCCGUUGGCCGCACUCGAGAGGUUUCCAUCGCAUCUAACGAGAUACACGGACGAUGUCGCGCGACUCGCAUCGGCGUCACUGUCCAGUGUCGGUCUCGCGUGCGAGAUCACCGAUGAAGACAUCGGCGUGUUUGCACAAGCACCGUGGAACGUGAGCGUGGCUGAUGUGCAAAAGCUGUUGAGACGAAGAUGGGAAGUUGAAGAUUUCAAGGGAUUCAUCGCGGAGUCGGUGGAUGAGCCCACGGAGUCGUCCUCACCGACAGAGCUGCACACGAGAACGCGAUCCGUCCUACCGACAGAGGUGAAAACGGUAUGCAUUCCUCGCGUGCCAUCUGGGCAAGAUUUAAGCGUCGACAGUUCGCCCACGGAGAAGGUUGCUCGCGCUCAAAACGCAUUCAGUAAACUCCGAAGGUUGAGCGUGAAGAUAAAGAGCCAGAGGAGCGAAAAGGGCUCACCGUCGACGCCUUCUUCGCCAACGCAAGCGAUGAAUCACAGUUCGUUCGGUUUGGAUGACAACACGCAGCGCGUUUUUCGAACACCAGUCACCGUGGCGACCAUGCAAAACGACGGCUUCUAUGACAUGUGCUUCAACCACGAAGUCCCCUACGAGAUCGGUCUCGCCAGCGUUCGUCAAGGUUUAUCCGUGGUUAACCUUCGCAAAUUAAAUGAAAGCAAGGCUGAAUCCGAGAGCGACGCUUGGGCGGUACUCCUCCGGGCGCAACCGCCGAUUUCUGGUUUCAAGUCGUCGAUGAAUUCUUGGUUGCAUCACGACGAAACACCGUCGACGCCGACUUCGCCGCGCCACGGUAACGUUCGCGAGCACGACUGGGCCACGCAUGCUGGAUUGGAUAUGACAUCGCUGACGGGAAUAAUCCCCCAUGCACAGAGCGAGCCCGUGGGGAGAAACCGGUCAGCAAUCAAGCGAGAGCCGGCGAACGACGUCGUCGCCCGAAGCGUCGCGUCGCACCCGUCCAGAAGUUUCUUCGCCGUUGGUACGUCCUACGGAGGCGUUCAACUCUGGGACUUUCACGGUAAAAACGCGGAUCACGCUGCGGCGGUCCUGUCGCUCGGUGGGAAGAAAUCCACCUCGGGUACGGGGGCGAGCACCCGCGCCGUGGCUUGGUCGCCUUAUGGCGCGCGACUUGCAGCGUGUACUUCGGAUGGAAACGUCACCUUGUGGCUCGGCGACGCCCCAGACGUUGAGCCGGCGGCAAGUAAGAAUUGUGGAUUCAAAGGAUGCAAGAGUGAAGACGUCUUGUUCCUGUCUACCAAUCUUCUGGCGACAGCGAGCUCCACGGGAAGCGUGUCCUCUGUCCUUCCCGAGUCCGUCGUGCUCUGGGACGCGCUGCAGCCCGCGCACGCAUCUCCAGGGAUCAUCCGCGCUCACGCCGGUGGUUGCACAGCAUUGUCGCAGUUCCCGUCCCUCACCGCGCCUCACGGCGUUCCUUGGCCCUUUCUCAUCACGGGCGGUUCCGGCGGCGACGUUGCCGCGCACGAUUUGCGCAUGCUCGGCGGCGACGACGAUUCCACCAUCCUCUGGCGCUCUCGCCUCCCCCAAUCCGGAUCCAUCGCCGCCAUCGCCGCCAUUCAUCACGAGACCACCCCUCUCAUCAUCACCGGCGACCAAUUCGGCGACGUACACGCCUACUCCGCCCUGGACGGCGACCGCGUUGCCGCCAUCGCCCAAGCGCACCCGCGACAAAAAUUCCUCACCCCGCGCGGCGGCGGCGCCGUCGCCUCCGUCGGCGUCGCCGCCUGCGUCCCCAUUCACAACGGCGUGUUAACCGCCGGCGGUGACGGUACCGUGCGUUGUUUCCGUCUCGACGAGUCAUUUAGAAGGUUGUAA